Thermothielavioides terrestris NRRL 8126 is the source of this 2127-nucleotide messenger RNA. RefSeq lists its product as uncharacterized. The coding region runs from base 97 to 1974 and encodes 625 amino acids. NCBI's taxonomy places the organism in Eukaryota, Fungi, Ascomycota, Sordariomycetes, Sordariales, Chaetomiaceae. The record is from RefSeq and is a predicted model, not a curated record. The transcript has 2 exons.
GCGAUUUAUAUUUCACAAUUCAUUUCCACCCAGCCAGGUGAAAUCUAGGCCGCGUUUUCCACUGCCAUUCAACGUCGUUUUGACUUCGGAGACACAAUGGCGACUGGAUUCGAGAAACUCGACAAGCAGCUGGACCGAUUGGAAAAGCUCUUCUCCAAGAGGAAGAAAUCUGCAGAACCUCAGGGCUCGGCUGUCAUCGCGAACAGGCCGGCGACUCCAGUCCCGUUCUUGACCGAGCUGCGCGCAACAUCUCAGAUGUUUCCACAACCAUCAUACAUCAGGCCUACUUCCUCCCGCAUGGUGGCCAGAGAAGAGGUGCUCCUGACCCCGAGCUCGGCCAGGCGGGCUAGGAGCCUGCCAGAGACGCCCAGCACGCCUCGUCUUCCAACCUUGGCGCCGCCAUCUGGCCCCGAGAAAACGUCCGGCACUGAAACCUCUGACGAUUACCCUCGCGCCAGCUCGCGGCUCUCGCCGCUCGGUCCUGACAUCCCUAAGCGGACCUCUUCACUCUUUUCCGGUGGAAGCGCGAAUGACACCAUGUCGGAGCUCCUCGGCUUCACCUUUCCAGCUGUGCCGAAAGCGGCCACCGCCAGUUCAUCGCCAAAGCGGCGUUCCGGAUCUUCCUCGAAGUCGAUGGCGCGUUCCACCUCACGGUCUGUUUCUCCGAAGGGUCAGGUCAAUCGGAGGCAGUACCCUGGUACUGAGGAUGGCUUGUCACUUCCUCAGCAGCAAGACAGCCCCAUUCAGCAAAAUACCGUUCGACGAUACAAGUCGUCAAGUUCCCUCCUGUUCCCGGGAGAAAGCCGUCACGGACAUCUCGGCCAACCCCUGUCUCCCCGGCUCGCUCCCCUGCCCGAGCCUGGGCUGGAUGAGUUGGACAACGGUCACAGCAGCGUGUCCGAGACGCCUAGGAGCUCGUCUGCCUCCCAGACUGCAAUCAAAGAUUACCGGUCGUUGCGCAAGUGUCGCCGCACGUCCAAGCUUCCAAUUGCGAAGCAACCGAGUCAGACCCCUAUACUCAAGGAGCCUACCGUGACUGAUUUCCUCGCUUUGAGCGACGACGACAUCGCCGACGGGCAUACGGCCAUUCGAGCCCACAAUACGAUUACCAACCCUCCAGAGUUCGCGCUCCCACCCGAUCCUUCGCCGACCGCCACGUCCCGCCUGCCCAAGGCCACUUACCCACUACUCACCCUUUCACCUCCGCUCGCUAGCCGGCCUGCCACUGCUGCGGCCUUGGAGGCGGCCAGGAUUGCGUCAAAAUUCCAUUUCGAUCUGGUUUAUGUCGUCAAUUUGUGGCCAAGCCACGUGAGCCGUCCCAGCCGGUCCUCCCCUCUCAGCGAGUUGUGUGGCACCCCCGUCGCGACAUCGGCCCCUCGAUCCGCGACACCGUCCCCACCCGCCACGCCUCUUUCCUCCACCUCAGGGGAUGAUAGCGCAUUUGAAGGCCGGGCCUCGCGCCCCCGUUCCAACCAGCGCAGCGGCAUGACCGGCCGUCUGCUCGCAGCUUACGGCCUGCCCUCGAUCAUGUACCCCUUCCGCAUUUCCGCACCCGUGCAUCAAAAGGUGCUCCGCACCGAAGGAUGGCUGGAGUACCGCAACGAGACGGGCGCCCAGGACGAGUUCGCCUGCGGCUACAGCUGCUCGUUCUACACCGGCUACAGCCCGGCCAGGCGGAGCGAUGCCGACACCGUCACCACGCCCGACGGGAAGCGUAGGAAGCUUAAGGCCAAGCCCGCCAACCGCGGCAUCGUCUUCGCUGCGUUCAGACUGCCUCGCGGAGACGGCUCGCCGGUUGCCAGCGACCCCGACGAGCUCGAGAUGCUGGCCAAGGACGCCGAGGCACUCGUCGACAUGCUCAUCGACACCCACAUGACGCACCGGCAGAGGACCUCGCCGGGCACGCCGCGGCGGUGUGCUGGCACCGAGAACGGGCGGGCGCUGAAGCAGGGCCCGCCGCUGGUUGCUCCUUAGCUGGCAUGGCAUGGCCUCGUUACGGCACCAGUUUUCACCACCAGGGAUUGGGCGGUCGCCUGUAUCCAGCCGCCGGAUUUAGAUCGUUUCGUUUGCAUCACGUUUCAUUCGCGAUUGCACGGCUUUGGGACAGUUUCAUCGGUCAAAGCCAGC